Staurois parvus is the source of this 317-nucleotide messenger RNA. The record is from the annotation of a GenBank genome assembly. Lineage: Eukaryota; Metazoa; Chordata; Amphibia; Anura; Ranidae.
UCAGGGUUGGACAGUGAAUCAGGGAAGUACGGGUGCUGCAGAAUUUGUGGCUGCCAAUCGGGAUUUGCAAGCACAUCUGGAAGGAUACUAGGGGCUCUACGGCCUUGUGUGUGUGAAUUCUUGGUGGCUGCAGGACAAUACUUGUGCUCGCCACCACAACUGCUUGUACUGCACUUAUGGGACUCACCACGUCACCAAGUGAUACUGCAGUGCUGGUAUGUGAAAGACGAGUAUGUACUAGACCGCUGGUGCUCGCCAGUUCACCAAAAGGUAGCGCAGCACUAGUACUGGCACUCUGCUGCAUAUGAGAGUCAUCA